Messenger RNA from Trichoderma asperellum CBS 433.97, 813 nucleotides. RefSeq lists its product as uncharacterized. NCBI's taxonomy places the organism in Eukaryota, Fungi, Ascomycota, Sordariomycetes, Hypocreales, Hypocreaceae. The record is from RefSeq and is a predicted model, not a curated record.
AUGGCUGACGGCAUCGCUCCAGCUGUUGACAAAGUUGGCGCGCCUGAGCCUACAGCCCCCGAGGCCCAAGCUGGGGCUCCGACUUUGGAGACAGCCAAGCCAGAAGCCUCUGAGAAUCCUCCAGCCCCAGCUGAACCUGCCAAAGAGCCUCCGAUCAUUGCUGAGACUAAAGCACCUGAAGUGGCGAAGCCGGCAGAGCCCUUCAACAUUGUUGAUGCUUUCAAAGUGGCUCAUCAAAUUCCACGACCCGUUGAGGUCCAAUCUGUCCCUGAGACACCCGUCAACCAAUCGGUGAAUGGAUCACCAAAGCCAGAGCUAAAUAUCCCCAUGGAGACAGACGAGCCUCCAAAGCCACAAGAAGAGCCCGUGAUAAUCACUAGUGUUCAAGAGCCGCUGCCGACUCCUGCAGCGUCUAUCCCGAAUAGCGAUAUUGGGCCUGACUCCAUUAUUGAUAAACCUGUGACUCCAAAUGGCGAGUCGAAGACGGCCGAGAUGGCGGGCGCUCUUCAAUCUGGCAAUGACGAUGACAAGUCCGAUGUAUCAGAGAUAAUCAUUGGAGAGAAACGCAAAUUAGCCGAGGUCCCAGCGGAUGCUCCUGCUGCUUCAUCAGCGGCUGCCGAGAAAGAGGACUCUGACGAGAGCGAGCCGGCAGAUAAAAAAGCAAAGAUUGACAAUGGUGAGGCGAGCACCAAUGGCGGAGCUCCGAGGAAGCCGGGUCGUCCUAAGAAGAACAACAAGGAAAAGAAGACAGCUCCUCCGGCAGUGGGGAAGACGGCGCGCAAGACUCGGAGUCAGGGGCCAGUGGAGGUCUGA